AUGGAACCCAAACAAACGGAGGAAGAAGAAGAAGAAGGAGAAGAAGGAAGUAAAGAUGGAAUCCCAUCUCCUCAACUGUCAGCCAGCCUCUACUCUACGGCGUUCGUCUCACCCAAGUCAAUGCCAAUGCCAAUGCCCGGAACACUGGACACUGAGAGGGAGAGCGAGAAAGGAAUGCGUGAUGGGAGAGUCAAAGAAUCAUACGCUAUUCUGUGGAAACCCGCCCGUCACGAUGGCAGAACCGAGAAAAACCUGAUGCCAGACCAACCAUACAGGUACAAGUACCAGACCGAACUGGAUGGAGAUGAUGGAGAUGAUGGAGAUGCCUCCUCCCGAGCCAUCACCACAUCAGAUAAAUUCGUGCGUUUCAGAAGGGAGCACCCUGGAUGGGGGGCUCGUCCCGAAAUAGGAACUCAUCUGCAGGAGGAGGACGGACCGCAGGGAAGGGAGAGAAAUCCCGGGAAAACGUCACCGCUGCCCGGAUCUCGCCGUCUUCAUCGGCCACCGCUUUCGCGCACCAGCCGGCAGAACCCAGAAGACACACGAUCCGAUCACGAGCCAACUGCCGACCCGACCAUGUCGCUGUCACUGUCGACCAAGCCGCCGCCGCUCUCUCUCUCUCUCUCUCUCUCUCUCUCGUCCCCCGACGUGUCCCCCGUCCCCCCAAUCCCCUUCAUCGACGGUACAACGUACACACGGCGGCAGCGUCUGCCCUGCUUGCUCGCGUUUGGGGCUGAGCUUUCCUCCACUCGUCUGAUGUUCCAAAAGUCUAGACAAUCGUCAAGUCCGCCCUCAAGAGUCGACAUACGUCGCUGGCCACGCAAGCCACCUCAUGGUGCGUCUCCAAACCCACGGCGCGGAUGCCCCAUGUCCCGGUCUCUUGAGGACAGGUUGCUGGGUCUCGGCCGUGUCUCCGUUGUCGUCGUCGUUGUCGUCGUCGUCGUCGUCGUCGUCUUGGACAUUUGA
Colletotrichum higginsianum IMI 349063 is the source of this 966-nucleotide messenger RNA. RefSeq lists its product as uncharacterized. The record is from RefSeq and is a predicted model, not a curated record. The transcript has 4 exons. NCBI's taxonomy places the organism in Eukaryota, Fungi, Ascomycota, Sordariomycetes, Glomerellales, Glomerellaceae. The coding region runs from base 1 to 966 and encodes 321 amino acids.